AGCAUCAAGAAAUUGGUUUCAUGCUGUGCUUUUUUGAAAGGAGUUUGGCCAAGAAAAUGCUGGUAUAGAUGUUGUCUGGAUAUGUGUGGUAACCCAUCUGUUCAAGUGGCUCUUCAGUGGCAACUAUGGGCCCAUUACAUGGCACUAGUACGUAUGUAACCAUAUGAAAUGUCAGAUACCAUAAGUGCUAGGAUUCCAUAUUUUGUGAUCUUUCUGCAGAAGCACAGUUGCCCUCUUAAUGUCAAGCAUGCCGUGAUCUAAUAUAAUUCUCCAUACUUUUAUUAUGUAAGGUGGUACUUAAAAGUUUUGAGAAUGUAUUUCUAAACAAGGAUUUCUGUGACUGUCCAAGUUUUUGUGUGUUGUCCAUUUUAAUUUUGAUAAGAUUUUAAGCUUUCAUAGUGACUGAAUGGAGUCUUCUCAGUUUAUCUGUCAUUUAAGUAUGGAGUUUCAGUCUACAAUUUCACAUCGUCUCUGUCUCCAUUGUCAAGAUCGAUGACCAAUAAAGUGAUUAAAUAAACUCUUUAACUAAUUUACUGGAGAUGACUUUAAAACCAGUAGUAGCUAUUUAUUUUCCAUAUAAAGUGCUUGAUGUUUGUCCACGUUUUGCAGUUGUGGCCAGCGCAUGGCUCGAAACGUUGUUGGAUGUGAUAGAUCUAUUGCCUGCCAAUGUCAUCAAGUCUGAUAUUUUACCACUUGCCAUUUCCAGACAGAUUGCUCAGUCCAUUUCUGCCCGUCUCACAGCCUGUAAACUGCUUGGAAAAAUGGCAACAAAAUUUGAACCUUAUAUGCUGAAGAAAGAUGUACUACCAUUGAUACACUCACUUUGUCAGGAUGUGAACUACGAAGUCCGCGCAUGUAUCUGUUCCCAGUUGCAUUAUGUUGCUAGAAGUCUGGAUGCAGAGACAGUAAAACUUGCGUUGUUGCCAUCAUUAGUGGAACUGGCAAGUGAUGAAGAGAGUUGUGUACGGCUCGAAGCGGUGGAAACGAUCGUAAAUAUGCUUCCUAAUUUACAGACAGAUUCUGUGAAGUUUACAAUUAUUCCACUGGUGAAGAAAAUGUGUGAACAGUCUUUAAGAGCAGAAGAUUCAGUAAUGGUGAAGAUGUCGGAGCAGUUUGGGAAACUCUGUCUUGCGUUAGAAAAUCUGCUUACACCACAGGAGAAAGUUUGGAUGUUGCGACACUAUCAGAAAAUGGCCGAGUUGGGACUGCUUCACGCGAUAAAGCCGAAUGUGGCAGAUUUUACCAGGAUGCCAGAUGUGGUACCAGACACCACCAAUAAUCACGUUGCAUGCAGGUAUAACUGUGCAUACAAUUUCCCAGCCAUCGCCAUGUUUUACAGCUCAGCUGGAAAAAUGGAUAACUUCAACAAGCAGCUAUAUCCUACAUUUCAGGACCUUGCAAGCGAUCCAUACUUCAUUGUUCGCCGGAAAAUUGCCUGUGGCCUAAAUGAGAUUGCAGGAGUACUAGGGGCAGGCAAUUCUGUGCUGAAACCUGAACUGAUAAAGCUUCUGGGUGAUAAUGAUGAGGAAGUGUUGCGGGGGUUGGUGCCCCGCUUGGGCGAGACUUUGAUGCUGCUUUCCAAGGCAGGCACCUUCUCUCCAGAUGUUAUGGAUAGCACAGUGAUGGAUAUUGGGCAAGCCUUGCUCAGAUGUGAAGCAGUGAUCAGCAUGACCACUAACUGGAGACUUCACACAGUGAUACUUGGUCAGUUGGAGUGUUUGCCUCUCUGUAUGCCGUCCGAUUUCAUCUAUAGCCACUUUGUUCCAGUCAUCUUUAAUCGCAUUUAUGUUGCUCGCCCCGUCCCCUGCCGUAUGGCAGCUGGACGAACGUUGCUGGUGUUCUUGCGCUACAAUGCAAAACAGAUCCAGAGCAGUGCAAUUCAAGCACGCAUAAACACAGACCUGUGCGGCAGUGAUAGCUGCUACAAGCGAAUGCUGUAUGUCAAGAUGUGUGCCAUUGCCAUGGAUUUAUUCUCUAGACGUUACUUCAAGGACCAUUUCUUCAGGCCUCUCAUUGGUUUGUCAGAUGAUCGAGUUCCCAAUAUUCGACUUAAGUUAGUGAUGAUAUUGCCAAAACUGAAGGCAAUGCUGUGCCUACCACGGGAUCGCGAACUGUUGACGUGUUUGGAAGCGUGCAUUAGCAACCUGUUGUUGCACGAGAAGGACCAAGAUGUGUCAGCGCAGUUACAACUUACCAUACAGGCCUUGGCUGCUAUAGAAGUUCGAGAGGAAGUGGCUGAGAGUCCACUGCCUGUGUCAAAGGAAGAUGGAGAAGAUAAGAGGAAAGCUGAUGAAGAAGCGAAAUUAAUGUCUGACCAUGUUUCUGCAUUAAGGAAACGGAAAGUUACGGAUCAGGCUGAUCCAAAAAGACGGUCUGUUGAACUUAAAAAUACGCCAGUACUUUCUGCAGCAGAACGAAAGAACUUUUUGUCAAAUAUACCAACAUCGAGCCUGGUCAGGACGAGCGUUCGACACUCAGCAGCAUUUGGCAAUGAUGUUCCACAUAAGGACUCGGUGAAUAGUUUGAAGUUUGCAGCUGCAACUAACGGCGUUUCCCAACAAGCAGAGCAAACUUACAUCUCUUUAGCAAAACGCAGCGCAGUGGGCUGCUGUUCACAUUCUCGUUUUGGAUUACCUCAGAGUAUUUUAUCAACUAAAGAUAAUGAUUUCUGCAGAUGUUUAGCCGGAAAUAAAGAAAUGAAUCUGCACACUCUGAGGCUUUUGCAAGAAAACCUUUUUGCUUCUGCCAGUUUGCCCCAGCUCAGAGCUGAGACUAAUAAUCUUAAUGAAGACAGUGCCAUCCACUUGAGAGAUUGUCUUCACAUUGGACGACAGGAAACUACUAACAUGCAUGACAAAUGGCCUGCAGAAUGUAAAGUUUGUGCUUUGAAUCAUGAGUCUAGUUAUACCCUAGCUACUAACCAUGCUAUUGGCAGUUCUGAAUCGUCUACAAGGUUUAUUGUUUCCAGCUUGGAAGAUGAAUUCUAUGUGGAUGCUGGAAUUCGAAUCCCACAGCAACUUACCACAUCAGAUUUCACUCCAUUACCGUCCAGGAUACCAAAUUUACGAGAUAUACUCUUCAAGAAGAAUAGAACUGUCAUUGAUACAAAUUUACAGAAUAUUUCUCAGUCAGCUUCACAGAAAGAAAUGAAAACAGAAUACAUGGCUUCUCCUGAAUCUGGAAAUAGGAGUCCAGAGACGAAACCCAACUUCAGUACAAUGCACAAAACUAAUAAUGUAUCGACAACUUCUAAGUCAUCAUUGUCUGUUAAUAUUACAACAAAGAAGACCUUUAUACCAAGUAACAUUAACAGACGUAAUUCUGGAGUAUUCAGUGGCAAAGUUGACUAUCAAACACAACAGACUGCAAAGGGUAAGUUGAAUUUGACAAAUAAACAAAAACCUGGAGGAAGUUUCACAACUACCAAUAGACGGCACAGUUACAUGGAGGGAGACAAAGUUGUUAAAAUAAAAUCCAGUGAUGUCUCUGAAGGAAAGAAAGAUUUCAGUGUAUCUGAGAAGAGGAGACACAGUUACUUGGAACAGAUAGCAACAGAUGAUGGCGUUGAACAAAAUAUUGGAAAUUUUACUGUGAAAAAGUUAAAUACACUCAGUGAAACAAAAUCAUCGGUAAAUUCUGUUACAGACAGGCGGCAUAGUUACAAUUCAGGAGUUCAAAAUAACAGAGUUGACAUAGAAGUUCCUUUCCUUAAGAGGGGUGCAGCAUCAAAUCGCCACUCCAUUGGGUCUGAGACUCGUAAAAGUAUUCUUCAUUCCCAAAGCCAAAUUAAGAGGGGAUUGUCACUAGACAGAGGAACUGGAACAGACGUUACAGUUGUUGGUAGUGCCGUGAAGAGACAGAGUAUGGUUGUUCCAUCAACUGUGACACAUGCAAUGCGGCGACACAGCUCGCUGGAGAGGGAUGAUAUAAACACACUGAGAGUAAAAGAAAAAAUAGUGGGGAAUAAGUUUCUGUCUAGUAGUAUGAUAUUUGCAUCUGCAGGUGGAAAGACUGCUGUUAAUGAAACUGCUGAAUAUAAUAGACACACACAGAGAGAUAUACAUUCUAUGGACAAUGUUGGAGCCAUCAGCAAAGGAAACUACACGAGUAAGAUACCUCGUGGAGGGGGCACAAGCCCUGGGAAUAGUCGGGCAGCAAGUCCAACUGUUCUUGUAUGCGGCAGUAACAGUAGGCUUCGCCAGAGGACAGCACCUAACAGUCGAGCAUCCAGUCCAACAGGAGCAGAGAAGUUGCAGCAGGGAUUGUCUGUUGGAAGCUUGACCUGUUCCAUGGGCAAUUUGAAGUUGGCAGAACCUGGAACAAGCCGACUGCCUGUUCGGAAUUUCUCUCGCCUGCAGUGAUGUUUUAAAUGCAUAUAAAGUAUCUUAUCAUGAUAAUUAGUACAGUAAAAUGAUGCUGUAAUGAAUGUGAUUAGGACAGACAUUGACUUUGUAUGUUAUGCUGUUGUAGCAUAUACAGUAAAGAGAAUUUUGUGUCCAAGGUUUUAGAGACUGUCUUUUCCUCCAUCACCAGGUGUUGAUGUGAGUGACUCAGAAUCCCGUUGUGUUUUUUGUGUUUAUAACACAGUUUUCAGAGAGCUCGGUGGACUGGCAGGGAUCAGCAGGGUCAGUCACCACAGUCCAAGUUGCUUAACAUGUUAUUGGUCCUUCCAUUGCUUUUUGAUGACCUUGCUUCUUUGGAGUAUGUUGAUAUAUAGGUUCCAUGGUCAACUUAGAAUCAAUCUCACAUCUGUUGUGGUUGUCAGAAUCUCUUUCAGUAAGAAUUCAUGUAUCCUCCUAUCAUAGUUAGCAUUGUAUUAGCCUUUGAUAUGCUCUACCUCAGUGCAUUGUUCAAACCACCACUGACUUGUCUAGUAGGAAUACGUGUGUACAGUGCAUGUUCAUCUCAGUGGUGCAGUACAUCUGUCCACUGUACGUUUUCCCUAAUUCACAUGUAAUGCAUUAUAGGCCUGGGUCAUCUUUCACUGGUCUCUACAGAUGGCACAUUGUUUUGGGCUGGAAUGUGCACAGUUCUUGUGUUGAGCCUUGUCAUAAAACUCCAGACCUUGUUGGAAGAGUCCUGCCAAUCCAUUUAGCUUCUCUCAGUCUUGAAUAGAAAACUAGAAACAGGAACCACAUUAGAUGGUGUUGAUAGUUCUGUUUUGUUGUUGUUUUUUCAAUGAUUUCACAGGUAUAAUUUAUAAGACAGUUGAAAAUGUUGGAUCCAUUCCAGAUCCUUGCCUGUACUUUAAAAGCGCCAUUACAGUAUUAAGCAGCAGGACAUGUGAAGGGGUUACAUUUGUUUAUUUCAAUUUAAUCUUAUAAAAACACUGUGCAAGGGAUGGACUUCGUUAUAAUGAUAUUUUACUGUAUGUUUUUAUUAGUUAUAGCAACGCUGAUAAUGACAAUUAUAGUUACCAUUUCCAAUAAAUAGACUAUAUUGGUGUUACCUAUGUGUGAUUUUGUGACAUUGACAAUUUUUAGUGUUAAUGAAACAAUAGAAUUUUAAAUUUAAAAAUGUAAUUAUAUAUUUGACAGUCUAAAGAUAGUUGAAGUGUUACCUCAGAAGUCUUAUAUUUGAAAAUGUAACUAUCAUGGCGAUAAACAACUUUUAAAGAUAUAAUUUUAGUUACCAGAUAUUCGGAUGUGAAUAUUAGUAGUGUUUUCAACACAGUUUAAAAGAAGUACAUAUACUAUUUGGGAAAGGAUGUGAACUUGUUGCUGUUUUAGAAUUAUAUGGAAGUCAAGAUGAUGAGUUAAUUAUUUUUAUGAAUCUAAACAGGAUGUGUCCUACUUGUUACAAAUUGUAAUAGAAAUUUGUAUUUUUUAGUCCAUUAAAAAUAUUUGUAUUUUUAUUUAUA
Zootermopsis nevadensis is the source of this 5860-nucleotide messenger RNA. Lineage: Eukaryota; Metazoa; Arthropoda; Insecta; Blattodea; Termopsidae. The record is from RefSeq and is a predicted model, not a curated record.